Phlebotomus papatasi is the source of this 1186-nucleotide messenger RNA. RefSeq names its product protein LST8 homolog (gene Lst8). Lineage: Eukaryota; Metazoa; Arthropoda; Insecta; Diptera; Psychodidae. Gene Ontology annotation, biological process: TOR signaling; regulation of actin cytoskeleton organization. Bases 95 to 1036 code for a protein of 313 amino acids. The record is from RefSeq and is a predicted model, not a curated record. Gene Ontology annotation, molecular function: protein binding. Gene Ontology annotation, cellular component: TORC2 complex; TORC1 complex. The transcript has 4 exons.
CGAAAACGUCAAACAUAACCUCAAACAAAAUUUGUUUAUCUCGCUCGUGAAGAACUUUUUAAUUUAUCUGGCUUCUUCAGCGUCCAGGAAUAAGAUGACUGACGGUGAAAGUGACCACUUGACCCUCGCCACCGGCGGAUACGAUCACACAAUAAAAUUAUGGCAAGCACACACAGGAAUUUGCAUAAGAACGAUGCAGCAUUCGGAUACACAAGUGAGUGCCCUAGAGAUCACACCCGGACGUACAAUGCUGGCAGCUUGUGGGUAUCAGCACAUACGCCUCUACGACAUGAUUUCCAACAAUCCCAUCGUUAACUUUGACGGAGUCUCCAAGAACAUCUCCAGCGUUGGCUUCGAGGAAACCGGCAAGUGGAUGUUCACUGGUGGAGAGGAUCACCACGUGAGAAUCUGGGACAUGACAUCAAACAAUCCUGCCUGCAAGAGAAUGUUCGACUGUAUGUCCCCUAUAAAUUCCGUCUGUCUGCAUCCGAAUCAGGUGGAGAUGGCUAUAGGCGCUCAGAAUGGUGGCGUCUAUCUCUGGGAUGUGAAAUCUGAUGCUCAUGAGCAGCUCAUUCCGGAGGUGGACGCUUCCGUUCAGUCCAUUGCAAUAAGUCCCAAUGGGGCUCUAAUGGCAGCUGUCAACAACAAGGGAAAGUGCUACAUCUGGAGCCUGAAUACCACGUCCAGCAGCAAAUUGAGUGUCCUGCAGCCAAAACACAAACUAGAUGCACACAAAAAGUACGCCCUAAAGUGCAAAUUCAGCCCGGAUUCCAGCCUUCUGCUGACGACUUCUGCCGACUCCACGGCUAAACUUUGGAAUACCAGCGACUUUACGCUCUACCGUGAAUUACGGAUCGACACGAAGCGCUGGAUCUGGGAUGCUGCCUUUAGUGCUGAUUCUCAGUACCUCUUCACAGCCUCGUCGGACGGAAUUGCGAGGCUGUGGAAUAUUAGUACGCGAGAAAUUGACCGGGAGUACAUUGGACAUCAGCGUGCCAUCACAGCUUUAGCGUUCCGGGACGAAGUGGUCCAGUAGCUGGAUCCCAUGCAGGAAACUUAUCAUUUAUGUGAUUUUAUGAUACAAAGUGAGACGCUUUUUUUUUUACAUACUUCAUCUCGAUGUUCUUUUAAGUCACACCAUGAGAAACUCAAAAGAGAGACACAAUAAAAAUACCUUAGAAGUGAA